AUGCACGAAUACAUCACGAUAUAUAAUCUGUGGCCGGUCGCACGAUCACCGGACGAGGCACGCAACGUCACACCUGAGCUCGCUUCCCGCCGCGGCCGUUGCGCAACAGGAAAGCGGGGGUGUGGCGGCGGACGAGUGAAAGUGCGGUCGUCGCACCCGGCCCGCGCGCCGAAUGUCAAUGCGAAACGCACGCGCCCCGCGCGCCGCCUCCAAGGAGCCGCGGGCGCGUUCGAAAAUCGAAUCUGCUUACCGCGAAAAGCGAUUGCGUUGACA
Iphiclides podalirius (scarce swallowtail) is the source of this 273-nucleotide messenger RNA. Lineage: Eukaryota; Metazoa; Arthropoda; Insecta; Lepidoptera; Papilionidae. The record is from the annotation of a GenBank genome assembly.